AUGUCGGAGUGUGGUGUGCAGGACCGUCCUUCGGGGGAUCUCCCGGAUGGCCAUCGGUCUUGGGUUCAGAAAGUUAUUGGUAGUAGUGCGGGGAAGAGACGGGUGCCAGAGGUUUUACUGGAUGAUGCGUUUGUUGAUUCUCGAAUGCGGCUAGAGUUUCCGAAUGGGGAAGAUGGUGAGCCGGUGGUAACGAUUGGGGCAGAGAUUCUUGAUGUUAUGAAUGGCAUGUGGAAGCAAUGUAUGAUUGUGAAGGUGUUGGGGCGUAACAUAUCAAUUGCGGUGCUGAGCAGAAAGUUGAGGGAGCUGUGGAAUCCAAAGGGAGGGAUGUAUGUGUUGGAUCUUCCAAGGCAGUUCUUCAUGAUUCGUUUUGAUAUUGAGGAAGAGUUUUUGGCAGCUUUGACAGGGGGUCCUUGGAAGGCGUUUGGUAGUUACCUCAUGGUAAAGGCUUGGUCACCGGAAUUUGAUCCUUUGAGGGAUGAAAUUGUCAUGACGCCGGUGUGGAUUCGGCUGACAAACAUUCCUCUUAAUUUUUACCAUCAGUCCAUUCUUAUGCGACUUGCGAAAGGGUUGGGAAGCCCAAUUAAAGUGAACAUGAUGACGCUGAACGUUGAGCGUGCUAGGUUUGCGAGAGUCUAUGUUGAAGUUAAUUUAAGGAAACCUUUGAAAGGGACAAUUAUGAUUAAUGGUGAGCGUUACUUUGUUGCUUACGAGGGUCUUACAAUAUUUGUUCCAUGGUACAUUCAUGUCCUAAAGGUCGGACGGUGA
This is a messenger RNA of Camelina sativa (false flax), 765 nucleotides long. RefSeq lists its product as uncharacterized. The record is from RefSeq and is a predicted model, not a curated record. Lineage: Eukaryota; Viridiplantae; Streptophyta; Magnoliopsida; Brassicales; Brassicaceae.